Messenger RNA from Cricetulus griseus (Chinese hamster), 1262 nucleotides. Lineage: Eukaryota; Metazoa; Chordata; Mammalia; Rodentia; Cricetidae. The record is from RefSeq and is a predicted model, not a curated record.
AUGGAGGUGCUGCGGCGCUCUUCUGUCUUUGCUGCGGAGAUCAUGGACGCCUUUGAUCGCUCGCCCACAGACAAGGAGCUGGUGGCCCAGGCCAAGGCACUAGGCCGGGAGUACGUGCACGCGCGGCUUUUGCGCGCCGGCCUCUCCUGGAGCGCACCAGAGCGAACUUCGCCUGCCCCUGGAGGACGCCUAGCGGAGGUGUGCACCGUGCUGCUGCGUUUGGGGGACGAGCUGGAGCAGAUCCGUCCCAGCGUGUACCGUAAUGUGGCCCGGCAGCUGCACAUUUCCCUGCAGUCUGAGCCUGUGGUGACUGACGCCUUCCUGGCUGUGGCAGGCCACAUCUUCUCAGCAGGCAUCACAUGGGGCAAGGUGGUGUCCCUGUACUCGGUGGCUGCUGGGCUAGCAGUGGACUGUGUUCGGCAGGCUCAGCCUGCCAUGGUUCAUGCCCUGGUUGACUGCCUGGGGGAAUUUGUGCGCAAGACCCUGGCGACCUGGCUUCGGAGGCGUGGCGGAUGGACCGACGUCCUCAAGUGUGUGGUCAGCACAGACCCUGGCUUCCGCUCCCACUGGCUCGUGGCCACACUCUGCAGUUUUGGCCGCUUCCUGAAGGCUGUGUUCUUCCUCUUGUUGCCAGAGAGAUGAGCUGCUCCCCACAGCGGGGGCCACUUGUGGGGCUCCUGGGCCCAACCCAAGGGGCCUAUAACACUUGCAAAGCACUUCCUUUACUCAAGUUGGGAGCAUCCAGCCCCUGGGGCCCUAUCCCAAACCCCAUUCCCUUGUGGACCCUGACCUCUGGAAGGGCUGAGUGGAGAAGCCUGUCCCAGAGUCUGGAGCUGGCUUUGGGGUCUGCUGUAGCUCUUCUCUUGAAACUCCUGCCAGAAAGUCAGGGUCAGUGCAUAGCCCUGGGGAAAGGGGCCAGAGAACUUUCACUUGAUGCUCCAGGCCCCCACCCCAGGAAGGGUCCUUCCCAGGACACGAGCUGGCCUCAGUCCUUGUGGGAAGCAGGUCUUGUACAUCUGGCCUGAAGAUGACUGGCUAAUGCAAGAGGAGCCAGGGAUGCUUACUGUCUGUCCCUAAAGGCCGAACAGAAGGUCCCUGUGCUGCUCCUUUGGCUGUUUCUAGAUGAAGAUGGUGUCCCUAACCCACAGUGGGCCCUUUGUGGCAGGGAUCAGGGGUGUAGGUAGUUCACCUGACCAAUGAACAAGAGAUCCUGUGGAUGAGGUGAUCUGCACAAGUUGGACCCCAAUAAAGUUUUACCCAGC